CUAAAAUGCAAAAUAUCCAGCGUAGAGGUUUUCAAUUCGGCCCCUCCCCACAAAAACAGAGCGAAAAAGUUGACUUGCAAUGGUUGUUUGAUUCCUCCUCCUCUAAAACCUCCAAUCCAAUACAACCAAACAAAUACGCAAACUCCCACCAAUCUCCGAUUGCCAUCUCCGGCAAAUUAGCAUCUGCAAUUUUACUCCGGCGGCAAUAUGUCGGAGACUGGUUUUGAUGGAGGAGAAGGGGAGCCGGCUUUGCACGGUGACAAGGUCAAAGUUGAUCCUGGGACACCACCAUCUCUGACUUGGAAAAGAAAACUUACUACCGAGGAGAGUGCUCUCUCUUCAUUCAGUUUAAGUAUAAAAGAGAUCAUCAGUAUGGCCCCUAUAGGUUAUAGACUGUGGCGACAUCUUCGAGAGGAGAAAAAUAAAUCCGCAAGCAGCGAUGUAUUUGUUGAUCCUUUCACGAAGCGCCAUACGUCAUCUUGCCAUGGGGUUCCUAUUGGUGGAAUAGGUGCCGGAAGCAUUGGAAGAAGUUGCAAAGGUGAAUUCAUGCGUUGGCAACUAUUUCCUAGGAUCUGUGAAGAUGUACCAGUCUUGGCAAACCAAUUUUCUGUAUUUGUUUCUCGACCGAAUGGUGAAAAGUUUUCUAGUGUCCUAUGCCCAAAGAGCCCAGAAAUUUUGAGUGACAGCUCAGUUUCUGGGAUAGGAUCAUGGGACUGGAAUUUGGGUGGCCAAAACUCUACUUACCAUGCAUUGUAUCCGAGGGCCUGGACCGUUUACGAUGGUGAACCCGAUCCAGCUCUAAAAAUAGUGUGUCGUCAACUUUCUCCCGUUAUCCCCAACAACUACAAGGAAAGCAGCUACCCUGUGGCUGUAUUUACUUUUACGUUGUCGAAUUUGGGAAAGACGGAAGCGGAUGCGACCUUGCUAUUUAGUUGGGCUAAUUCUGUUGGUGGGGAUUCGGGACUCUCCGGUCACCAUUUCAAUUCGAAAUUUAGGACGGAGAACACUAGUGGAGUUCUCUUGCACCAUAUGACUGCAAACGGAAAGCCUUCGGUAGCUUUUGCAAUUGCAGCAGAAGAAACGGAUGUAGUUCAUGUCUCUCAGUGCCCUGGUUUUGUGAUAUCUGGAAACUCAAAAGGUAUCACAGCUAGAGACAUGUGGCAUGAAAUUAAAGAGCGGGGAUCGUUUGACCACCUAAAUUCCGAAGAAAUGUCGUUGCCUUCAGAACCUGGUUCACUCAUUGGGGCAGCCAUUGCAGCUUCUCUCACUAUUCCACCACAAACUGUACAAACUGUUACGUUUUCUUUGUCAUGGGCUUGCCCCGAAAUCAACUUUCAGGGUGGAAGAACUUAUCUCAGGCGUUACACAAAAUUCUACGGGACUCAAAGUAACGUGGCAUCCCAGAUUGCUCAUGAUGCUAUUGUUGAGCAUCACCAAUGGGAGUCAGAAAUAGAAGCAUGGCAAAGACCUAUUCUCGAGGACAAGAGUCUUCCUGAAUGGUAUCCAUCAACUCUUUUCAACGAGCUUUACUAUCUUAAUGCAGGGGGGACAAUUUGGACAGAUGGAUCUCCACCAUUGCAUGGUUUACGUACUAUCGGCAAAAGAAGAUUCUCCCUCGACCGGUCAAAUUCCACUUUUACCACCGCCGCCGCCACCCCCACACCCUCCGACCAAAACGACACAGCAAUCAACAUCCUCGACAGAAUGACGUCACUACUCAACGAGAUCCACACUCCAGUAUCGAUGUCGUCAGCCCUUGGUACAAACCUGCUCCAGAAAGGAGAAGAAAACGUGGGGCAGUUCCUGUACCUCGAGGGAAUCGAGUACCACAUGUGCAACACGUACGACGUCCACUUCUAUGCAUCCUUCGCCCUAACGAUGCUCUUCCCCAAAAUCGAGCUCAGCAUACAGAGAGACUUCGCCGCUGCUGUAAUGAUGCACGACCCCAGCAAGAUGAAUCUCUUACAAGACGGAACUUCCGUACAGAGGAAAGUCCUCGGGGCGGUCCCGCACGAUAUCGGAAUGCGGGACCCGUGGUUCGAGGUGAAUUUCUACAGCCUCCACAAUACUGACAGAUGGAAAGAUUUGAACCCGAAAUUCGUGCUGCAAGUUUAUCGAGAUUUUGUUGCGACUGGCGAUGAAGAGUUUGCUCGAGCUGUGUGGCCGUCUGUAUACAUUGCAAUGGCGUAUAUGGAGCAGUUUGAUAAAGAUGGAGAUGGCAUGAUUGAAAACGAGGGGUUUCCUGAUCAGACGUACGAUACUUGGUCUGUAUCGGGGGUGAGUGCUUACUGUGGCGGGCUGUGGGUGGCGGCUUUGCAGGCUUCUUCGGCUCUUGCUGGUGUUGUUGGUGAUAAGGGUUCGGAGGAGUAUUUUUGGUUUAGGUUUGAGAAAGCGAAGAAGGUUUAUGAGAAGUUGUGGAAUGGAGAAUAUUUUGAUUAUGAUGAUAGUGGGAGUAGUACGAGCUCGUCUAUUCAGGCUGAUCAAUUGGCUGGACAAUGGUAUGCUCGAGCUUGUGGUCUUUCACCGAUUGUAGAUGAAGAUAAAGCACGAAAAGCGCUUGAAAAGGUUUACAACUUCAAUGUGUUGAAGGUAAAGAACGGGAGAAUGGGGGCAGCCAAUGGGAUGCUGCCAAGUGGCGAACCUGAUCUGUGUUCGAUGCAGUCGAGGGAAAUAUGGAGUGGGAUUACAUAUGCAGUUGCUGCAGGCAUGAUUCAUGAAAAUAUGGUUGAAACGGCAUUUAAAACCGCCGUUGGUGUCAGUGAAGUAGCUUGGUCUGAAGAAGGUCACGGAUACUCCUUUCAGACACCAGAGGGUUGGGAUUUCGAAGGUCGUUAUCGAUCGCUUGCUUACAUGCGUCCACUAGCGAUAUGGGCGAUGCAAUGGGCACUAACGCAGAAAAAGGUCCCGAAAAACGAGGAAAGAAAGACGCAGAUUAAGGAAGAAUCUGUGGUCAGACAACACAUUGGUUUUUCGAGGGUGGCUCAUCUGCUAAGGCAGUCCGAUGAAGCUGAUUCGAGGAGUGUUUUCCAGGUUAUAUUUGAUUACACGUGUAAGAAGAUGGUUGGCUGAAAAUACUACUACUACAACUCCAGCACAUGUACAAUAUGAUUGAGUUGAGUUAUCAUUCUUUUGCACAAGUGUGUGUGACAAACAUAUUUAUAUAUAUAAAUUUAUAUAGAAAUCCUGCAUUUAUUUUUAAGCAGGUUCUUCUUGAGAUUGAACCAAAAUGAUUGUUCUGUAAAUCAACAACCAUUUGCUUAAUCUAUUUCAAAUUUUCUUUUUUUUUUUU
This is a messenger RNA of Erythranthe guttata (spotted monkey flower), 3289 nucleotides long. RefSeq lists its product as uncharacterized. Lineage: Eukaryota; Viridiplantae; Streptophyta; Magnoliopsida; Lamiales; Phrymaceae. The record is from RefSeq and is a predicted model, not a curated record. Gene Ontology annotation, molecular function: beta-glucosidase activity; glucosylceramidase activity. Gene Ontology annotation, cellular component: membrane. Gene Ontology annotation, biological process: glucosylceramide catabolic process; carbohydrate metabolic process.